UUGUAAUUGUGAAGAUUGUAUUAUGAUUGGUGAUUCUUCGACCAUUAUCUCAUUUCAAGGACCAUACUUUCAGCUAUGUUGACAUCAAAGCAGUUGUUUGUAUUAUGUUUGGUGAAUGUUUUCUUCGUUACGGUCAGAGGAAGCACAAAUACAGUCGUUUUGACGAGCGUGUGCGAUGCGAGCCUCCAGAAGGAAGAUGCCAGCUUCCUCGUGACAUCGGCAACCUAUGAGAACAUCACUGGUCCUGAGGACUGCACCGUGGUCAUCCAGGCUCUCAAGUCCAAUCAGAUGCUAGCCGUCGUCUUCGUUUCUCCGUUCCUACUCGAAGACGAUGAGAAUAACCCACUCCUACCCGACGGACAGGGAUGCAGACGUUCUUCUCUCAUGAUAUGGGACGGAGACGACUAUGAGACGGACGAUCUGAUUGGUCGAUACUGCGGCACCGAGACACCAGCAAGCUUCGAGUCUACCGGUCAGUUCUUGACGAUUUGGCUCUCGCUCAACGAAUCAGCGGCGGCCAAUAUCUCAGUACUCUACACUUCAUUUGAUAAUGGGGUAUGUGAUGACGAUGUCACGGAGCUGAGAUGUAAUAACGGAAGAUGUGUCCCGCGCUCAGUUAGUUGUGAUUUGGCCAACAACUGUGGCGACAAUUCAGACCAGUUAAUCAGCGCUCCAGCAUACUGCUCUGUGACCGAUGAGUCAACGCUUGCCGAGUCUUACCCGUGGCUCUGGAUUCUGCUCGGCAUCCUCGGGGUUCUCUUGUUGGCGUACAUCCUCUAUUGGUUGCUAUGGCGACCGGGCUACAUCAUCUGGAGACUGGGAUGCUGUAGGAACCUCUGGUAUGGAUGCUGCAGGGGUGUCAAUGCAAAGUGCUGCGGCCAGUCACGCAAAUACAACAAAGGUUCGCGGAGUGGUACGCAUGGUAGCAGUCAGGAUGGUGUGGACUAUUACGAUACCGAUGAUGAUGACGACGGUGAAUCAACUGGAUGCUUAUGCUGUCGAUGCUGUCGAAGUUGCUCGUCAAACGAUAAGCAACGUCGGAGAUCAAAGAGGCAUCCAAAUCAAGGAUCCGACUCCAGUAUGACCCAGCUCCAUCGACCUGGACUUUACAAGGAGGGGGUAAUGUUCCCCCCUGGUGCGGGACAAAGACCAAGGCUCCAUCGAGAGGGGGUAAUAUUGCCGCCUGAUGCGGGAGACAGACCGAAACUCCACCGAGAGGGCCUGAUAUUACCACCUGAUGCCAUCCGACCGUCGUUAUACAAGGAGGACCUGAUUAUUCCCCAGUAUGGUCCACGACCACAACUCUACAAGGAGGGUGUCAUACUUCCUCCACCAGAGGAACAAGGGAGGGUACAACCGAUGGCCUUUGGUAUCUACCAUGAGGACACCAUUGUACCCCCUCCAUCAACUCUCGUUACCCCCUCUCUUGUAAUGAUUGAAGACUGCCAAAAAGACUGGGACGGAAGGCACGCUCGAGAGGCUCGAUGAGACAAAUGAAAUUCUUUUCUAUUAUUAGGAGAUUCCUUCAGAAACGCGCGGCAAUUUCAUAGACUUUAGAAUAUCUGUAUAGUUGCAUGUAAUAUAGGCCUAUUAAUUUCGUUAUUUUUUAGCCUCGUGCAAAAUACAAGUACUUUAUAUUUUUCAUACAUGUAUUUUGCUUUAAUAAGAUUGGUCUUUAAAAUAUGGCGCCAAUGUCUGACGUAAAAUUUGUUACAUUAAAUGUGUGAUGAAAAGCAAGCAUAAAUUAGAAGAAAAGAACGGUUGGAUACAGAGUAAAUGGUAAAUAUUAAUAUCAUUCAACAAUUGUUAUUUUAACGCGUUACAAAGGGAAUAGAUAGGAUCUAACAUAUGAAAGAAUGACCUGGAUAAAGAUAAUCAUUUGAAAAGGAGUAAUUUCAAUAAAAGAAAUGAAUUAUAUAUGUAGUAUCAUCCAGGUAAGUGCAGACGAUGUAAUAAACUAUUUGGAAUAAAAAGUUACUUAAUCUUUGA
This is a messenger RNA of Strongylocentrotus purpuratus (purple sea urchin), 1989 nucleotides long. RefSeq lists its product as uncharacterized. Gene Ontology annotation, molecular function: protein binding. The record is from RefSeq and is a predicted model, not a curated record. NCBI's taxonomy places the organism in Eukaryota, Metazoa, Echinodermata, Echinoidea, Camarodonta, Strongylocentrotidae. The transcript is spliced from 5 exons. Bases 76 to 1488 code for a protein of 470 amino acids.